Molecule: messenger RNA, 1603 nt
Organism: Rosa chinensis
Lineage: Eukaryota; Viridiplantae; Streptophyta; Magnoliopsida; Rosales; Rosaceae
Exons: 2
Coding region: 15-1217 (400 amino acids)
Source: RefSeq, a predicted model, not a curated record
AUUGGGUUCCCCCAAUGGGCAGUAAAAGUAAGAGGAUGAAACAUCUAGACUACACGAGUAACCAUUCUGUCCGUUCAUCAAUAUCCUCUCCUUCAAGCUCCGACGAUUCUAAAUGCUUUUCCAAGACGCGUCAUCUCCACCGUCCUGAUGACACUUCCAAAAGAGACAAACAGAGGCAAAGGGAGAAGGCCAAGAAACAGAGGAGCAAAAGUGAGGCAAAGAGAAUGAAAUCGAAAGACAGCGAUAAGAAGAAGCAGAGAGCUUAUGAGAUUGAUGAUGAUUCUGGGUCUUCGAGCGGUGGUGAUCCGCAAGCGGUUCUGCGAGACUUGUUGAAGGAAUUUCCUAAUAUUGGGUGCGAUUUGAAGCAGCUUUUGCAAGUGAUCGAUGGGGGCAAAGCGGUUGACAUAAAUGGACUAGCUCAGAAACCUCUGAUCAAGCCUCUCAGGACUCUGUUCCUUUCCUUGAAUCUCAGGACUAGCUCAGAAACCUCUGAUCAAGCCAACCAAGCAGUUGUGAAGCUGAACAAGGCCUUUAAAGAGCUACAGGAUCCGGAGAAGCGGAGAGCGCUGGAUGAGAAGAUUGAGCUCAGGGAGAUGCAGGAGAGAUUCAUUGUUGAGUUGAGGGCAAUGCGGGAAGCAGCAAUGUGGAGAAAGAUGCAGGGGAUUUCCAUGGAGGGUGAUGAGGAGCUACUGGCAGGUGAUGUGAGUGGUGUUAAAGCGGCACGAAAAAGAGAUGAGAAAAUGACAGAGCUUCCUCCAGAGAGGAAACAUGGUAUGAGUACAAGGCAGUCGACAAUGUUUAGCAGGAGUGCUAAACAAGGGCGAGGGGAUACCAGUGGAUGGACUGAUGCUCCUUCUGAAAGAGCUUGGAAAGCUAAGAUGGAGUACUUACAAGCCUAUAAUGAGUUUGCAUCACUUGCUUCGAAUGAGGAGGAGAGGAAGAGGAGUUUAGUGGCAGAGUUGAUGGACAAUUACAAGAAAGAUAAACGAUCGAAAUCAUUGCUGCAAAAGCACCAAGAGGAGAUUAGAGCAAAGAGAAAAUACUCCAAGCAACAGGCAGAGGAGGAAGACUGGGUGGGGAAACAUCCGUGGAAGCCUUGGGACCGUGAGAAAGAUUUGGCAGGUGGUAGACAACGUGUGAAAUUGGAUUCAAAAAACAUGACUCGAGGUUUGUCAUCUCGGUUUUCUGGAGGAUCAUACCAGAGGAACUUCCUUUAGCCAUGAAAUGGGUACCAAAAAGCGCAAUGGAUGGUAGAAGGAUAUGAACAGCAGAUACAUAAUUCGUUUUAUUUCCUUUCUGAUCUCAUCACUCCAAACAACAGACAGAAGAAUACUACAGAAUAUUUGUGAGAACAAACUGUGAGUGUGCCUUACAUUAUACAUUACCAGCAAACAAAAACAGAAUAAGUACAAACCUAGAGAUAUGUCAUCUAGCUUCUGAGCCUUUGCUGCAUACGCAUUGUUAUCAUCACUGAAAGCCUACUAUGUACAUUUUCCAGAAUAUAGAACCACAUACUCCCAAAAAUCCUACAAUGAACCCAAGAACAACCGAAAGCCAUGGAAUUUGUUGCCCAUUAAUAUCAAGAAGAUAUUGAUUGUUGUCA